Drosophila suzukii is the source of this 1899-nucleotide messenger RNA. Its product is annotated as mitochondrial sodium/calcium exchanger protein. Gene Ontology annotation, cellular component: membrane. Gene Ontology annotation, molecular function: calcium:sodium antiporter activity. Lineage: Eukaryota; Metazoa; Arthropoda; Insecta; Diptera; Drosophilidae. The record is from RefSeq and is a predicted model, not a curated record. Gene Ontology annotation, biological process: monoatomic cation transport; intracellular calcium ion homeostasis; transmembrane transport.
CAAAUUGUUUUGACUUGGAUAUAGGAAAACAUUAUAAUGGGUGUGCACGAAAAAAAUCUUAAAUAUAACUUAACAGAAAUAGACUACGAAUUUCACUACUUUAUCAAAAAUAUGAGCUGCAGAGCCGUUAUGAGACUUCCCUACUCGUAUCGUUGCCAGAUGGCCAAGCAAGUCGGUGACUGCAAACGCAUAAUAAACUUAUUCAACUACUUCAGGAUGAUGUAUUGCUCGAUCCACAUUGAUAACAAAACAACAGAAGUCCUGUUCAUGUUUCUGUUUUCGUUUAUUUGUGUGGCCUUCCUAUGGCUGAUGUCUUUCAACAUUGGUGCCUACUUUUCGCCAGUCCUCAAGAUAAUCUCGCUGAAGCUGCACAUGAAUGAGUACCUGGCGGGCGUUACCCUUUUAGCAUUCGGCAACUGUAGUCCUGAAAUUAUUGCUAAUCUGAUGCCGGUAAGAGCGGAUGCUCCGAUCUUUACCAUAGCUGUGGGUAAUACCCUGGCCAUAAUAUUGCUGAGUGGCGGCACAGUUUGUUUUCUAAGGCCUUUCAAAAUGAACGGACACUGCACAAUGCGAGAUCUUUUGUUUCUGCUGCUGGGUGUUGAGGUCCUCCGAUUUGUUAUGAUCAAGGAGGGAGCAGUGACCAUGUGGGAAGCAAUCGUGCUGUUCCUUAUUUACGUCGUAUAUGUGGUUAUUAACAUUGCCGAUGUUAUUAUAAUGCGCUUCUACAUCGAAAAACUUCGAAAAGAAGUGGACCACUUGGGGAACUUAACUCCCCCGCCGACUAAAGAACUACAGGCUAAGCUGCGAACAUUGACUUCGUUGGAAGUUGAGAAUGACAUACAAAUCAGUGAUACAACCAAGUAUCGACGGUCCAGGAAUUCUGGUAACCACUUCUCCGAUACGACGAAAGCCGGCUAUUUUGUUACCCCCAGACCGAAGGAACGACCCGAAGAAGUUGACCACGAAGCCAAUCGUACCAAUCUGCACAAUUCGGAAAACCCCAAAAAUCUCCUGCUGUUCACGGAGUUCCUCCACUCCCUCAACCCCAUUGAUGGGGAGGCCUGGCAGCUGGGCGGUAAGUGCAAUCGACUAUACCUGAUUGUCAGGUGCCCCCUGGUAUUCGUAAUGCUGCUCUUUAUUCCCGUGGUGGACUUCGAGAAGGACAAGCAUGGUUGGAGCAAGCUGCUCAACUGUACGCAGAUUGUGACGAACCCAUUUGUGAUCAUUACCCUGGUGCACUCUGCCGUGGCCAGUGUCUAUCACACCUGGUACAUAACCCUCAACAUCAGCAUCUCGAUGUGGUCGCCGUGCAUUACGAUCCCGCUGGCCAUAGCGGUCUUCCUGCAUUCACGGACGGACGUGCCGCCGUUCUAUCACCAACUGUUUAUUAUCCUUACCUUUCUCAGUUCCAUGGUGACCCUGUGGAUCGCUGUCACCGAGUUGGAAGUCCUCUCCGAGAUUGUGGGCAUCGUUUUCAAUUUUUCCGAGACCUUCAUGGCAGUCACUUUUGAGGCCAUUUCGAAUGCCACCCCCGAUAUUAUAGCCAAUUCCCAGCUGGCCAUGCAGGGUUACGGGCGAAUGGCCUUCGCGGCCAUUAUUGGAGGACCAGUUUUUGCCAUUUUAAUCAGCAUGAGUUUGGCCUUCAUCUUCAAUCACAGAGUUCGCGAGGUGGGCGCUCAUUUGUGGGUGUACGGCGAUCUGGGUGAUAACUGCUACAUUUUCCUGGUAAUAACCAUCGUGACCACAUUGUGGUGGUGUGUCACCUUCAACUUUUACGCACGACGAUCCGCCGGAGUUUUCCUUUGGGUCAUAUAUUUGCUGUUCCUUAUAUAUGCAGUUUGCGUGGAGUGGGAACUGGUGCACCCAUUUUCUAGAGAUGAAUAUAUUGAUCCAAUAUGA